Messenger RNA from Oncorhynchus kisutch (coho salmon), 3412 nucleotides. RefSeq names its product neuropilin and tolloid-like protein 2. The record is from RefSeq and is a predicted model, not a curated record. Gene Ontology annotation, cellular component: postsynaptic density. Gene Ontology annotation, molecular function: ionotropic glutamate receptor binding. The coding region runs from base 492 to 2138 and encodes 548 amino acids. The transcript has 9 exons. Lineage: Eukaryota; Metazoa; Chordata; Actinopteri; Salmoniformes; Salmonidae.
AGCUACUUGUACGCAGGGAGAAACGCAGCCGAUUUUACGCUCGACGAUGGGGUGCAUGCGUACAAGCAGCUCAUUCACGCAUACAUCGCCCAGAGUUUAAAUGAGCCUUGUUUGGUGCCAUUACUUCAGUUCAGCCACAGACCACUCUGUGCGCGUCUCUCGGAUACUUCUGCUCAACCUCACUGGACAAUACAACCUACUUUAAUAAUAGCAUAUGUUGCAUUUGGAACUACAAGACACCUGUCUAGAUGGAAUUAACGUUGUAUCUAAUACUUAUCGGGAGUGGUUGAAGAAGAAGCGCUUGUUUUCCUCAGAGGAAGUUCGGAGUGGAUGGUUUUCUUUCUGACUAUGGAAUUAAGGCGAUCAAUGAAAAGUUGGAUUGUAUAAACAGCGACUCAUUGCCUUGGAUCCAUAAAAUGGGAAAAUAAAGCGUGUAACUCCCCAAGCUUAAGAAGGAGAACGUAUUUGGCACCACCACACAGGGAGAGGAAAUGCACAUAGCCUGGGUACUCCUUAUUCUGAUAGAAGAGGGAUUUGCCCUGGCACAGAGAACUAAAGAGUCCAUUUCUCAGAAUGAAGGCAGUCCACCUCAGAAUCUUAACGAAUGUGGCAUCUGGGUCCGCAACAUCAACGGGGGAGUCUUCACGUCCCCCAACUACCCCAACACAUAUCCCCCUAACAAGGAGUGUGUUUACAUCUUGGAAGCUCUCCCUCGUCAAAGAAUCCAGUUGGCCUUUGAUAAGAACUACUACAUGGAGCCCUCCUUUGAGUGCCGCUUUGAUCACAUCGAGGUGCGGGAUGGUCCGUUCGGCUUCUCACCGAUCAUCGACCGCUUCUGUGGGUCGAAGAACCCAGGCCUGGUCACCUCCACGGGCCGCUUCAUGUGGAUCAAGUUCAGCAGCGACGAGGAGCUGGAGGGUGUUGGGUUCCGUAUCAAAUACACCUUUAUAGCAGACCCAGAUUUUCAUCUGCACGUGGGUGGACUGUUAAACCCGAUUCCAGAUUGUCAGUUUGAGAUUGCUGGCUAUGAUGGUGUUAUCCGCUCCAGUCAGGUAGAAGAGGAGGAUAAGAUUAAGACUGGUGAUGCUCUGGACUGUAUCUGGACCAUCCGCGCUCCUCCUCAGUCCAAGAUUUACAUUCGGUUCCUGGAAUACCAGAUGGAGCACUCCAACGAGUGCAACAAGAACUUUGUGGCCGUGUACGACGGCAGCAGUGCCAUCGAAAACCUAAAGGCCAAGUUCUGCAGCACCGUGGCUAACGACGUCAUGCUAACCAACGGGGUGGGAGUGGUGAGGAUGUGGGCCGACGAGAAGAGCCGACUCAGCCGCUUCCAGAUGCUCUUCACCUCAUUUGUCGACCCCCCAUGCAAUAGCAACACAUUCUUUUGCCAUAGUAACAUGUGCAUCAAUAACUCCUUGGUGUGUAAUGGGGUACAGAACUGUGUCUACCCCUGGGAUGAGAACCAUUGUAAGGAGAAGAAAUCCAAUGGCCUGUUCCAUCAGAUCACUAAUACCCACGGCACGGUGAUCGGCGUGUCUUCAGGCGUGGUUCUAGUCCUACUCAUCAUCUCCAUCCUGGUCCAGAUGAAGCAGCCCAGGAAGAAGUUGGUAGCUCGCCGGCCAGUCUUCAACAAGGCUGGCUUCCAGGAGGUCUUUGACCCUCCCCACUACGAGCUCUUCUCCCUCCGUGACAAGGAGAUCUCCUCUGACCUGGCCGACCUAUCAGAGGAGCUGGAGAGCUACCACAAGCUGCGCCGCUCCUCCACCACGUCUCGCUGUGUCCACGAGCACCAUUGUGGCUUGCAGGCCUCGGGGAGCAGCUUGAAGCAGAGCCGCACCACCCUCAGCUCCAUGGAGCUCUCCUACCACAACGACUUCUCCAAGCCCCCGCCCAUGAAGACCUUUAACAGCACCUAUAAGAAAAGCUGCUACGGCUACAAACAGACUCAUGAUUGCGCCGAGAAGGUCAUUGAAGACCGCGUCAUGGAGGAGAUCCCCUGUGAGAUCUACGUCCGCGGCGGAGCGGCCGGGCCAAGUUCUGGACCAGGAGGCUGUGGCACCCUCAGCUCCCGCAACGGGGGCCGCAAUAACACCAGCAUCGUCGACCCCCAGCAGCGCUCAAUGUCCAUGGACUUCUAGGUGAAGAGAGGAGAGGGGGAAGAAAAGGAGGAGAGGAACCUGACUCAUUUAUUUUCUGUUUUCCUUCUUUUGAUCAGUAUAAUAGGGAAGACUCUCGCAUGCAGAUUCAGCCUUUCCCCUGUAUGCUCAAAAGAACUGGACACUGCCACACAGGGAAACAGAGACACCGAUGAAAAUUACUUUAGACUGUUUGCUGUAUUUACAUUCAUUCACAUGUCAAGCACAGAUAUAUUAUUCUUCUCAUAACUUAUUUUCGUCUUUAUUUUCGUCUAUGUACUGUAUAUUAAAACCAGAAUAUCAAGCUUCAUGUUGUUGCUUGGCUUUUAACCCAUUAAUUUGAUAUUGUUUGAUUUGAUAAAAAUUUGCAUAUAUGAUGACAAUGAUUUGAUGCGGGUUAUGAUUACCACACACACACACACACAUCCACACACUUGCAGAGCCCCAAUGAAUAUUCCAUGUCUCGAGAGAACACCGUAAAUAUACAUUCAGAAGUGUCAGAUUUUCAUGUAUAAUAUCUAGACAGAUGUGUGCUUUUUAACAUCUUGGGUCCAUUUGGAGAUUUUUAAGUUCAGAUGUGGACUAUAGUGGUGAACCCAGAGGAUAUAAAACAGAGGGAAUCUAUAACGGGAUUGGGAUGCCCACACAAACUCGCCUGGUACAGGGUUGAGUUUCCAUGAACUUUUGAUAAGAUAGAUGAGCUAAAAGGGUCAUAUAGGAGUGGGUAACGAAUUCAGAGUGAUGUGAAAUAGUAGCCUAAAUAGUUUAGCGACUUUUAAUUCAGAAACGUUGUUAUACCUGAAUGGUGGAAUAAGGACUUCAGAUUGUGUCUUCUGAGCUGACAUUUAAAACAAGCACAACCUGUUGCAUCAGACAGACAUGGGCCACCAUUUAUUAUUUCAAUCAUUGGUUGUAGGAUUUCAUUGUUUCAUUAAAAGAGACCUUACUCACCUACCUGUGUCUGCCUUUCAUUUCAGAAGUAAACACUGACAGUUGCUCUACAUAAUAAAUAAAUAAAAUACCAAAACCCCACAACUUAAUGAAACAGCAUAGGAAUUGCAAAUAAUGAAAAUGCCCUGAAGUUAUGUUUUUGUUCUGUUGAUGUGUACAAAUACAUAGUAUUCUUAGCCAUUUUAGAAGAAUUUCAAAUUAGUCUCCAAUUCAUUAUGUUUAUUGUAAUUAAUGACCAUGAUUUACUCUGCUGAGUCAUAUAAAAAUGUAUUUAUAUGAUUAUAUUAUACAUGGAACUGAUGUAAUUAAAAAAAAGUUUUGUGCAA